Molecule: messenger RNA, 198 nt
Organism: Clunio marinus
Lineage: Eukaryota; Metazoa; Arthropoda; Insecta; Diptera; Chironomidae
Source: the annotation of a GenBank genome assembly
AUGUCAUUAAAUCGAGUAACUGUUGAAAGUAAGUCAUCAAAAGCAUUUGAUGGCAAAAUUAAAAAAAACUUGAAAUUAGCUCUACCACCAAUAGAUCUUCUUGAUUCAAUAUAUUUAGAACAUAAUUUGUCGAUCAGAGAGUUUGUCUUUGAUGGGCAAACUUUUAGUUAUACAAUGGGAAAAGUUAAAGGCGAAUGA